AUGAGUGGGUGCUAUAUUUUAAAGACCUAUCUUAUAAAGAUCUUAACAGUUUAUUGGAAGGAGAAGUUAAGAUUUGAUUUUAUUCAAUCAUUUCAGGAAGACUGUCCUGAUAAUCUAAAGACUCUGAUAAGUGAAAUAACAAAACUAAAACCAAAUGUUAACACAUAUUCUGAAAAGUGCAAUCCUAAAUUGGUACAUAAUUCUGGGUUGAGCAGAAAAAAACUCCAUGAGAUUGUAUCACUUGCUCCAUUGAUUGAUAAUAUUUGUAGACAAAAUGACACUGAUAUUGUUAUAGAUAUUGGUGCAGAUUUGGGUUACCUUUCCCAUCUUUUACAUGAUAACUAUAAAUAUUCUGUUCUGGGGAUAGAAUGCUCUUCCCAGUACAUCAACAUGGGGUACAAAAAUCAGAAUAAAUUUUACCCAAACUCUAAAGGGCAUGUUAAGUUUGCACAACAUUAUAUAGAUGAGAAUUCAGGCAACGAAAUAGCCGCUUUACUGGAAGAAUAUUUCCCAAACGGUUCCCAAAAAUCCGUUUGCAUAGCGGGCCUCCACGCUUGUGCGGAUUUGAGCAUAACCAUUUUAGAUUUAUUCUCGAAAUUGGAAUUUGUUAAAUGUCUAGUAAUUAUGCCGUGCUGCUACCACAGAAUACAGUUGGAAAAUUGUACCGAAGAGAAUGAAUACUUCAGAAACUUCCCAGCGAGUCAAUUAUUUAAGGAUAUGUUUAAAGAGUUCAAGGCACAGUGUUUUAUAACAAGACCGUUUCUGAGGCUGGCAUGUCAACAGACUAUGGAGGCUUUUAAGAAUAUGACUACCGAAGAUCACGAGCGACACUCUAGGAGUUGUAUGUAUCGAGCUAUACUUCAAGAGGUUGUUCAUUUAGAAAAUUGUCAAGUGAAACGUCUCAAAAGAAAAUCAGGUAAAAAUCGCAACUCAUCCAGUAAGGAAGACUUCCAAACUUAUCUGAACAACCUGAAAAGCACUCAUCAAUUAGAAUAUAACGAUACAGCAGAAGGAGAAAAACUAAAUAUUGGCGAUGAAGAAUUCCAAAGAAAAGCGACUAAAAAAUGGAAUGAGCACAAAAACGAUUGUUACUUAGUGGAAGUUUUGACAGGACUUCAGGCGUCUAUACAAAGCAUUUGCGAAAAUAUUGUUCUGUUAGACAGAGUGGAAUUUUUAAAGGAAAAGGGUUUUGAGUGCAGUGUUCAGAAAGUGACUGACGACGUUAUUUCACCUAGAUGUUAUGCUCUAGUUGCUUUUAAAGCAUGAAUUCGUUUCCACAUCUGAUAAUCUGUUAAAUGGUAAUGGCUAAAACAGAAUUCGACUACAAUGAUAAGCUAUCCUUUCUGGGGGAAUGGUUCGAUUAUCAAUCAUAUUAUCAUAAAAAAU
This is a messenger RNA of Anoplophora glabripennis (Asian longhorned beetle), 1386 nucleotides long. RefSeq names its product protein RRNAD1-like. Bases 1 to 1266 code for a protein of 421 amino acids. The record is from RefSeq and is a predicted model, not a curated record. Lineage: Eukaryota; Metazoa; Arthropoda; Insecta; Coleoptera; Cerambycidae. The transcript is spliced from 5 exons.